UCAUGAGAAAUUAAUCAGAUCCAAAUAUAAGAAAUUAAAUGAUAUAAAAUGCAGUUCCAGAAGAAAAAUAUAGAAAACCAAAUCCUGUUGGUAAUAAUAAAUGGGAUGAAGAAAAUUUUAUAAAUUUCUAAGUUAUGCAAAGAGGAUAGGAAAUUAAAUUGGUUACCUACAGAUGUAAUACAACCUUAGAUUAACCAAAAUCAGUUACUGUGUUUUUUCAUGGUUUGAAUGAACAUCUUGGCUUAUAUGCUCAUAUAGCUUAGGCAGUCAGCAAAUAAGCUAAUAGUGUUGUAGUAGGAUUUGACUUUAGAGGUUUUGGUAAAAGCUAAGGAGUUAGAGGUUGGCUGGAGUCCAGAUAAUAGCUAGAAAAUGAUUGCAUUCAAUUUAUUUAAAAAAUACAUAAUCUUUAUCCUGGUUUAUCACUAUUUACAUUAGGACAAUCAAUGGGAGGAAUGGCUUCAUAUUUAAUGGGACUGUCCAAUUAAUGUGAAGGUACAAUACUAAUAACUCCAGCCAUUAUGGAUAAUAGAAAUAAUUAAUCUUUUAUGAAAUCCUUAGGUUUAUUAUUUGGAGCUUGUUUUCCUACAUGGAAUCCUUUUCCUCCAGUAAGAUCACCUGGAUCAAGAAAUCCUCAAAUUUAAGAGGAAAAUCUCAAAGAUCCUUAUUGUACUUUAAUAGCUGUACUACCUGGAACAGGAAGAACAUUAGUUUCAACAAUGAGAUCUCUUCCCGAAACAUUCUCUACAUAUAAAAAACCAUUUUUAGUGAUUACUGCAGGAAUGGAUAAAGUAGUAGAUCCUAAUGUAGGCUAAGAAUUAAUGAAGUAAAGUCCUUCAAUAGAUAAAUAAAUCAUACAUUGCGAAGAGAUGUGGCAUAAUUGUGUACAAGAAGAAGAAAUUCUUGAACUUAUUCCAAAAAUUGUAGAAUGGAUUACAUAAAGAUCUCAUUAAUGA
Messenger RNA from Paramecium pentaurelia, 953 nucleotides. Lineage: Eukaryota; Ciliophora; Oligohymenophorea; Peniculida; Parameciidae. The record is from the annotation of a GenBank genome assembly.